Sclerotinia borealis F-4128 is the source of this 1602-nucleotide messenger RNA. Lineage: Eukaryota; Fungi; Ascomycota; Leotiomycetes; Helotiales; Sclerotiniaceae. The record is from the annotation of a GenBank genome assembly.
AUGAGAGGCUUUAUAUUGCCUUCUUUGGUGAGACGAGGUGUGGUUUCCCCCCACUCAUACAUCAAGACGCCUCUCAAUGGAUUUUUCAAAUUCAGAUUCAAGAACUUCACAACUUCAACAUCCCGAAGCUAUAACUCUAAUAAUACGAACUCAUCGCCGACUCCAUGGACUCAACAUCCACUCAAAACAAGUCACCCUAGUGCAAAUGAUGUUACGAAACUCUCUAAACCUCAAGGUCAAGUCCGACUAGCAUAUAUUGCUUUGGGUAGUAAUCUUGGUGACCGAGUGGCAUGGAUCGAAAUGGCCUGCAACAAAAUGUCAGAGAGGGGGAUUAAAGUGAAGAGAACUAGUGGAUUAUGGGAAACUGAACCUAUGUAUGUUCUUGACCAAGAGAAUUUUCUUAAUGGAGCUUGUGAAAUCGAAACCACCCUGGAACCACUUGCACUAUUGGAUGAACUUCAAGCUAUUGAGAAUGAGAUGGGUCGGAAGAAAAUCAUUGAUAAGGGUCCAAGAAAUAUUGAUCUUGACAUUCUACUUUUUGAAAAUGAGAUUGUAGAUCAUCCAAGGUUACAAAUUCCUCAUCCUGGUAUGGUUGAACGGGAGUUUGUUUUGAGACCACUUGCAGAGCUUAUUCCUGCACAACCUUUGCAUCCAAAAUCCCCCUGGAAGUUUACCCAGGAUUAUCUAAAUGCUUUACCGCCAUCUACAACUCCUUUGUCUACCCUGACUCCAUUGAAUUCAUCCAUAGGUCCAAUACAUGCCCUUAAAACAAAUCGUCGAACCCAUGUGAUGGCAAUUCUUAACAUCACACCCGACUCUUUCUCGGAUGGAGGAAAAAAUCCCAAUGACAGAACUUUUCUACGAAAGAAAUCUUCAGAGUUGGCUGAACAAGGAGCAACGAUUAUUGAUGUAGGUGGUCAAUCAACUGCGCCAAAUACUCUUGAAGUAUCUCCCGAGGUUGAACUACAACGCAUUUUACCAGCGAUUGAAGAGAUUCGACGAUCAAAUUCAUGUGAAAAUGUAGCAAUUAGUGUCGAUACUUACAGAGCAUCUGUUGCGAAGGAAGCUAUCGAAGCAGGUGCGGAUAUCAUUAAUGACGUCUCUUCCGGCCAACUUGAUCCAAACAUGUUGUCCACUAUGGCCCAACUGGGAAAAACAGUCUGUCUCAUGCAUAUGAGAGGCACUCCGGCGACAAUGAACACUCUUACAGACUAUGAACCUCACGGGCUUAUCCCAACAAUUGCAAAAGAACUUCUAGAUCGAGUAGCAGAAGCAGAAGCCGCAGGUGUCCGGCGAUGGCGCAUCAUUCUUGAUCCCGGAAUUGGAUUUGCAAAAGGGCAAAGUCAAAACCUUGAGAUCCUUCGUCGAAUGGAUGAAUUGCGUGAUUGGCCUGGCCUUCGAGGUUUACCAUGGCUCUUAGGAUCCAGCCGAAAAAGAUUCAUAGCUGCCAUCACCGACGUUAACGAUCCAUAUGAAAGGGAUUGGGGGACUACAGCGACAGUGACGGCGGCAAUUCAAGGUGGAGCUGAUAUUGUGAGGGUACAUAAUGUGGAAAAAAUGGUUCGAGUUGUUAAAAUGUCGGAAGCCAUAUAUAGAGUUUGA